CGCCCGCGUCGUUCGUGCCCGUCGAGACGACGCGUUUGCGACUCGCACGGCUCGGAUCCGAGAAGCGCGCGUCGGUUCGUGAGGCGCGCUCUCCCAAACCCCGCGGGUGCGAGGUCGAGGUUGCGAAGGGGCGCGCGCGUUCGUUCGUUUGUCACGCCCCCCGAGGCAGGCUGGGUUAAAACAGUCGCGCGGGAGGGGCGAUGUUCGCGGCUGCGCUGAGACGCGGCGCGGGCGCGGUGGCGCGCGACCGCCCCGCGACCGCGUCGAUCUUUGACAUCUCCCGCGUGGUCACCACCGGCGCGUCGAACCCCGCGCACGCCGCCGCCGCCGCGACGACGACCGCGGCCGAAUCGGCCAAGCCGCCCGCGAAUGUGCAGGAGUUUCAGAUCUACCGGUGGGAUCCCGAGUCGGGGGGCAAGCCGCGGUAUCAGACGUACAAGGUGGACACCAACGCGUGCGGCCCGAUGAUGCUGGACGUGCUGUUCAAGAUCAAGGACGAGCAGGACAACUCUUUGGCGUUCCGACGCUCCUGCCGCGAGGGCAUCUGCGGCUCGUGCGCCAUGAACAUCAACGGAACCAACACCUUGGCGUGCCUGAGCAAGGUGGACAAGGCGACGUCGGGGGCGCAGAAGAUCGCGCCGCUGCCGCACAUGUUCGUCGUCAGGGACCUGGUGGUGGACAUGGCCAACUUUUACGCCCAGUACAAGUCCGUCGAGCCCUACCUGAAGAUCAAGUCGGGCGACCUCAAGAAGGGCGUCGAACACAUCCAGACCAAAGAGGAGCGAGCCAAGCUGGACGGCCUGUACGAGUGCAUCCUGUGCGCGUGCUGCUCCACGUCCUGCCCGAGCUACUGGUGGAACCAGGAUCAGUACCUCGGACCCGCGGUGCUGAUGCAGGCGUACAGGUGGAUCAUCGACUCGCGCGACGAGUACACGGAGGAGCGGCUGGACAAGGUCAACGACGCCAUGAAGCUCUUCAGGUGUCACACGAUCAUGAACUGCAGCAAGGUGUGCCCCAAGGGCUUGAACCCCGCCAAGGCGAUCGCCAAGGUCAAGACCAUGGUGCACUGAGAUGAGAUGCGUUGUUUAUCAUAGGGGGGGGCGUCUGUACCCCCCGGGAUGGAAUUUCUUUUUUAGUUUGCGUCGUUUA
Messenger RNA from Micromonas commoda, 1149 nucleotides. RefSeq names its product succinate dehydrogenase (gene SDH1). Bases 201 to 1070 code for a protein of 289 amino acids. NCBI's taxonomy places the organism in Eukaryota, Viridiplantae, Chlorophyta, Mamiellophyceae, Mamiellales, Mamiellaceae. The transcript has a single exon. Gene Ontology annotation, molecular function: 2 iron, 2 sulfur cluster binding; electron transfer activity. The record is from RefSeq and is a predicted model, not a curated record. Gene Ontology annotation, biological process: aerobic respiration; tricarboxylic acid cycle; respiratory electron transport chain.